GCCCCACGGCCCUGGAAGAGUCCUGGGCACGCUAUGCCCCGCACUGGGCUCUGCAGCUGCUGGGGCGGCUGGGUGCUGCCCCUGCUGCUGGUCUAUGUCUGCUACCUGCUGCUCGGCGCCACCAUCUUCCAGCUGCUGGAAAAGCAAGCGGAGGCUCAGUCUAGGGACCAGUUUCAGUUUGAGAAGCUGCGCUUCCUGGAGAACUACACCUGCUUGGACCAGCAAGCCCUGGAGCAGUUUUUGCAGGUCAUCAUGGAAGCCUGGGUGAAGGGCGUGAACCCCAAAGGCAACUCCACCAACCCGAGCAACUGGGACUUUGGCAGCAGUUUCUUCUUUGCAGGCACAGUCGUCACCACCAUAGGAUAUGGGAACUUGGCGCCCAGCACGGAGGCAGGACAGGUCUUCUGUGUCUUCUACGCCCUGGUGGGCAUCCCACUCAAUGUAGUCUUCCUCAACCACCUGGGCACAGGGCUGCGCGCCCACCUGACCACGCUGGAGAGGUGGGAGGACCAGCCCAGGCGCUCCCAGCUGCUGCGGACCCUGGGCCUGGCUCUGUUCCUGAGCCUGGGGACAGUGGUUGUUCUCAUCUUCCCGCCCAUGGUCUUCUCCCACGUGGAGGGCUGGAGCUUCAGCGAGGGCUUCUACUUUGCCUUCAUCACCCUCAGCACCAUCGGCUUCGGGGACUAUGUCGUCGGCACGGACCCCAGCAAGCAUUACAUCUCAGUGUACCGGAGCCUGGCGGCCAUCUGGAUCCUCCUGGGCCUGGCGUGGCUGGCGCUGAUUCUUCCACUGGGCCCCCUGCUUCUGCACAGGUGCUCCCACCUCUGGCUGCUCAGCAGAGGCCUCAUCCUCAAGGAUGGGGGAGCCCCCGAGACAGACGGACUCCCCAGACUCCAGAAGAUCCCCAUCUCUGCAUGAGGCCCUCCAGUGGCUGCAGGAGCCCCUCCCAGCUUCCCCAACCCCCCCCCAUAUGCCCUCUGGAUUUACUGCCUCCCCUCCUCCUCUGCCAACCCACUCACCUCCCAGCCAGACCUGGUCUCAGAAGGGUUCUCCAGAGAAAGGAGACAGGGGUGUCCAAGAAAGUAACGGAAAGGAGAUAGAGACACAGGAUGGGAGACAGGUGAGGAUGGAGCAAGAUGUGUGCUGUUAUUCCAGAGCCCCUACCUCAAAAGUGAUGCUGAAAAGUUGAAUCUAGACGUGGAUCACUGUGGCCAAAUCUCCAUUGCCCUCCCUGCACCCCCCGCCCCAGGAGACCUUAUAGAGGAUGGCAAACAAAGGGCGGCUUUUUUCUUGCCUCAUUUGAUACGCGCACAUUGUGUUGUCAGGCCCCUGCUGUGUGUCCAGCACUGUGCAGGGCUCUGGGGAAAGAACAGUGACGAUUCCUGCCCUCCAAGAGCAUCUAGUCGACUGCAAGGAAUAGACAGGCAGAGGCAGCCCCCACCCAAUGCCCAAAAUGGAAUGACAGCGACAGACCAUGGUUUGACGAGUGCCCAUGUGACUGGCUGGCAGGGAGAGUCAAGGAGAGGGCUGAGCAGGGACUUUGGAGCCAUUCAGAUAGAACAUCUGUCUUCAGGAAGCUCCCAGUCGGAGGGGUAGGCAAGCUGCCUCUAAGCCUGCCAGUUCCCCUGGCCUAGAUGUCGAGAGCUGUCUGUGAACAAGGCUUAGGCACUCGUGGGUGUCCCACCCAUGUUCCUGAGCAUGGCCUCCCUUGACCGCCUAAGGGCACCCCAUGACCUCAUCAUCCUUUCUGGGCUCUUAAGAGCCUUUUCAAAUCCUCCCUGGGAAAAUGGACACCCAGGAGACUUCUAGGAAAUGAACUUUGUGGAGGCCUGGACUCCCCUGGGAAUGCCCUCUGCAGCCUGGCCUCUGUCCUGCCAGAUUGUGGCAUCUCUGACCAGAAGUUGAGGAGAGAGUUACACCAGUCCAUCCCCAGGCCCAACCUCACCAAGGACUGUAAGCCUCGACCCCUACCUCUCCCAGCAAGGCAGGCCCAUAAGUGGCCGGGGACCUCCGAACAGGACUGAGGCAAGGCUGUGAAGCAGACGAGGUGCCAGGUGGGACACCCAGGGAAGGAUCUACAGGAGCAAGAGACCCAGGUUCCACCCAGCUUUCCAAUAAUGGAGGAGAGGCCUGAGAACCUGAGGACCUCCAGGGGC
Vicugna pacos (alpaca) is the source of this 2156-nucleotide messenger RNA. It is a transcript of the gene KCNK16, whose product is annotated as potassium two pore domain channel subfamily K member 16. Gene Ontology annotation, biological process: stabilization of membrane potential; potassium ion transmembrane transport. The record is from RefSeq and is a predicted model, not a curated record. Gene Ontology annotation, cellular component: plasma membrane. Gene Ontology annotation, molecular function: potassium ion leak channel activity; outward rectifier potassium channel activity. Lineage: Eukaryota; Metazoa; Chordata; Mammalia; Artiodactyla; Camelidae.